AUGGAGGGGAAGAAAGUGGUAGUAGUGGGUGCUGGCCCCGUUGGGUCGCUGGCAGCGCUCUAUGCCGCGUCUCGUGGGGCUGUGGUUGAGGUGUAUGAGCUGCGUGACGACCUCCGCAAUGUGGACACUACACCCCUCAAUUUCACCAAAUCCAUCAACCUUGCCUUGAGUGAGCGUGGAAUCAACGCCAUCCGAUCAGCAGGCACUCCCGGUCUGCUUGACAAGAUUCUGGAGCGGACAAUUCGCAUGUACGGACGAAUGAUCCAUACUCGCUCCUCCACCGGCGCCUUCCUUCAACAGUCCCAAGCAUAUGAUGUCCACGGCCGGUUCCAGCGAUCCGUGGACCGCGGAGAGCUCAACAAGGUCCUCCUCGACCAACUCGACUCGCUUCCAAAUGUCAAGUUCUUUUUCCAGCACAAGAUGACAGGCGCGGACUUCCGGAAGAAGAAAGCUUGGUUCGAGGUCACGGACAAGAACAGCGCCACGCCCUCGGACCGUCCUCAGGAGAUCGAGGUGUCUUUCGAUUUCUGCAUAGGCGCUGAUGGAGCCCAUUCUGCCACGAGGCAUCAUAUGAUGAAGUUUGCCCGCAUGGACUAUCAUCAAAUAUAUAUCGACUGCUUGUGGUGCGAGUUCACCAUGCCCCCGGCCAAGGAAGGAGGCUUCGGAGGUUUCGCCAUGCCUCCCACUUACCUGCAUAUCUGGCCGGCGGGUAGUUUCAUGUUCAUCGCCCUCCCCAAUCUCGACAGUACUUUUGUGUGCACGCUCUUUGGCCCUGUUGAGCUAUUCACUCAACUUGAGAAUGGGACGGAUGACGAGCUGGUUUCGACGUUCGACAAGUAUUUCCCUGGAGUGAGCACAUUCAUCCCCCCGGCCGACCUCGUGGCGCAGUUCAAGCGCAACCCACACCUCCCGCUGAUCAACAUCAAAUGUUCGCCGCAUCACUACCAGGAUAGUGUCGUCGUCGUCGGGGACGCUGCCAAUGCGAUGGUACCAUUCUAUGGCCAGGGGAUGAAUGCAGGAUUGGAAUCGGUUCGCGUAUUGUUCUCCAAGCUUGAUGAGAGUCCGGACCGAGCGGAGGCUCUCGCCAAAUACAGUGCCGAACGAACGGAGGAUGCGCAUGUCAUCGCCGACCUGGCGUUGGCAAAUUAUAUUGAGAUGCGAUCCUCCGUCACGUCGCCGCUGUACAAGCUGCGCAAGUACAUCGAGGAGAGGCUCGACAAGUAUGUCCCUAGCUGGGGCUGGGCGACCCAAUAUGCACGAGUCAGUUUCAGCAACAUGAGAUACAGCGAGGUUAUCAAGAGAUCAAAGAGCCAGAAACGAAUCCUCACCACCCUUCUGCUUGCUGCGACGGGCACGGGCGUGGUUGGCUCGGUGGCGGGUGUCUGGUUGUUGUGGACGAGGUUGCGGGUGCAGAAGGUGUUUGGUCUUCCAUGGUCUGGCAGAUGA
Molecule: messenger RNA, 1446 nt
Organism: Fonsecaea erecta
Lineage: Eukaryota; Fungi; Ascomycota; Eurotiomycetes; Chaetothyriales; Herpotrichiellaceae
Exons: 2
Coding region: 1-1446 (481 amino acids)
Biological process (GO): L-tryptophan catabolic process; quinolinate biosynthetic process; NAD+ metabolic process
Cellular component (GO): mitochondrial outer membrane
Molecular function (GO): FAD binding; NAD(P)H oxidase H2O2-forming activity; kynurenine 3-monooxygenase activity
Source: RefSeq, a predicted model, not a curated record